UAAAACCCCUGCAGUAGAAAUGCAGGGUCUUAAGCACUGGAUCACCAGGAAAGUCCCAACUUUACUAAUUUUGAUUCAUUAUUUAUUUCGGAAACAAUGUUUAAUGUAGGCAAUUAGAGAUCAAGAAUUUGCUCCAAAUAGCUUUCCAUGGAUUUAUCAGAAUAUUAUUUCUACUGAAAUGAUCCUUACCACUUUUUCCAUUUCUCCUUUUGUGUGAAAAUAAAAACUCUGCUCAGGGCCUAUUGGUGAAAUGUAUUUUCAUAUCAGGGACAGUUGACCUUCAAGGAUGUGGCCAUCAGAUUCACUCCUGAGGAAUGGGAAUGCCUGUACCCUGUUCAGGGGGCCUUGUACAGGGAUGUGAUGAUGGAGACCCUCAGAAAUGUGCUCUCUGUGGACCUCUGAAGACUUGUGUUGCCUGAGGAAGCCCUGAAGUUGAGGAAGAGGAAAGAAAAGGAGUCAGGCAUGGCUCUUUCUCAGGAACAACUAACCUCUGAGGAUGUGGCCAUUGAAUUCACUCAGGAGGAGUGGGAAUUCCUGGACCCUGCUCAGAGAGCCUUGUACAGGGAUGUGAUGCUGGAGACCUACAGGAACCUGCUGUCUGUGGAUAUCUCUCCUACACAUGUGAUCAAGCAUUUACAACCCAAAGCAAACAGUCAUAAACGAGAGCCACUCCAAACAUUGAUGCUGGGAAGACCUGAAAGCUAUGAAAUCAAACAUUUUCAUCUUUGGGAAACUCAGGAAAAUAUGUGUGACUUUGAGUGUCAGGGGAGAGAUGACAAAAGAAAUUACAAAGGAACACCUGUAAGCCUUGAUGGAAAUGUGCCUGAUGGAAGAGAUUCACAUGAUAGAAAGGAUGCAGGAAUCACGCUGUUUGGAAACAGGCUUGGGUUUAACUUUCAGGAUAAACUGCAGUUACUUCAAACUGGUGGGAUAACUUCUGAAUAUAACGAAGUUGAGAGGUCUGUCAACAACAGUUUGUCAUUUUCACCACUUCAAAGAAGUCCUCCUUGUGUCCAAACCAGUGUUUCUAAUAUAUAUGGGGAUGAUUUUAUGAAUCCUUCAGUAAUAACACAAGACCUCAAAGCACACAGGGAAAAACCUUACAAAUGUGAUGAGUGUGGGAGAGCCUGUCUUAAGGGCUCAUGCCUCAUUAAACAUCAGGCCAUCCAUAUAAGAGAGGAAUCACAUAAAUGUGAAGUAUGUGACAAAUUGUUUGAUCAAAGUUCACAGCUUGCACAUCAUUUGAAAAUUCAUUCUGAAGUGAAAUGUUACAAAUGUAAUGAGUGUGGCAAAACCUUUAAUGAUAGCUCCACCCUUGCUAGACAUCAGAUAAUCCACUCAGGAGCAAACUUACAUAAGUGUGAUGUAUGUGAUAAAAUCUUUGGUCAGAAUUCAUUCCUUGUAAGUCAUCGGACUAUCCCUGCAAGAAAGAGAAGUUGCCAAUGUAAUGAGUGCGGCAAAACCUUUGCUGACAGCUCAAAGCUCAGGAGACAUCAGAAAAUUCAUACAGGAGAGAAACUAUUUAAAUGUGAUAUAUGUGACAAAGUCUUCAGCCAAAAUGCAUACCUUGCUGUUCAUCAGAGGGUUCAUACUGGAGAGAAACCUUACAGAUGUAAUGUGUGUGGCAAGCAGUAUAGUCACUCUUCACAUUUCACAAGGCAUAAGAGAUUUCAUACUGGAGAGAGACCUUACAAAUGUGAUGAGUGUGGAAAGACCUAUCGGGUAAAGUCAGUCCUUUUAAGUCAUCAGACCGUUCAUACUGGAGAGAAACCUUACAAUUGUGAUGAGUGUGGUAAGGCCUUUCGUGUAAAGUCAAUCCUUUUAAGUCAUCAGACAGUUCAUACUGGUGAGAAACCUUACAGAUGUGAUGAGUGUGGCAAGGCUUUUCGUGUAAAGUCAGCACUUUUAAAUCAUCAGACAGUUCAUACUGGUGAGAAACCUUACAAAUGUGAUAAGUGUGGCAAGGCUUUUCGUGUAAAGUCAGUCCUUUUAAGUCAUCAGACAGUGCAUACUGGUGAGAAACCUUACAGAUGUGAUGAGUGUGGCAAGACCUUUACUUCCAGCUCACACCUCAGGAGACAUGAGAAAAUUCAUACAGGAAAGAAAUCAUUUAAAUGUGAUAUAUGUGACAAAGUCUUCAGCCGAAAUGAAUCCCUUGCUGGUCAUCAGAGGGUUCAUACAGGAGAGAAACCUUACAAAUGUGAUGAGUGUGGCAAGCACUUUAGUCAGCCUUCACAGAUUAUAAGUCAUAAAAGAUUUCAUACUGGAGAGAAACCUUACAAAUGUGAUGAGUGUGGCAAAGCCUUUCGUGUAAAGUCAACCCUUUUAAGUCAUCAGACAGUUCAUACUGGUGAGAAACCUUACAAAUGUGAUGAGUGUGGAAAAGUCUUCGGUCAAAAACCACAUCUUCGCCUUCAUUGGAGAAUCCAUACUGGAGAGAGACCUUAUAGAUGUAAUGAGUGUGGCAAGUUCUUCAGUCGAAAUUCACACCUUACAAGUCAUCGGAGAAUACAUAUAGAGAAACCUUUCAAAUGUUUCGAGUGUGGAAAAUCCUUUACUCAGGUCUCAGCACUCACUAAACAUCAGAAAAUCCAUACAUGAGAGAAACUUAUGUGAAUGUGGUAUAUGGUAGAAGUGUUCAAAAUUCAAAGUUCAAACUUCACACCCUACUGUUGGUCAGAGAAUUCAUACUACUGAAGAACCAUACAAAUGUGAUGAGUGUGGCAACCUCUUAGGCUUCAUGAGAAAAUUCAUACUGGAUAGAAGCCAGAUAUGUAUGUAUUUAUUAGUCAGGUCUUUAGAACAUGAAUUCAUUCUAGAAAGAUUCCUCGCCAGUUUCACAAAUGUGGGAAAAAAAAAAACCCUGUCCUCACAGCUCACAUCUUGCCAGUAAUAUCAGAGUAUUUAUCCUGUAGAAAACACACAGCAAUGUAAUGUGUGUGACAAGGAUCUUACCCAAAAGUCACAAGAUAGGAACAUAAUGGAGCCAUACUUCCCAGACUCAGUGAUUGUGGCAAAUCUUUACCUUUUUCACUUUAUGUAUUCUCUGAUGACUUUAGUUCAGGUAGUCAGCAACUGUAAUAAGUCCAUAUUUGAAGAGAAGCUAUAGAGAUCUUUUCGUGUAAAAGAAACCCGAAUUUUAACUCCACAAAGAUGAUUCUUUGGGACAGUAAUCCAGCAUCUUUUUGGUCUCCUGGCUUUCUGAAUAAAGUCAAUAUUCCCUGCCCAAGAA
Dama dama (fallow deer) is the source of this 3232-nucleotide messenger RNA. Its product is annotated as zinc finger protein 347-like. The record is from RefSeq and is a predicted model, not a curated record. Gene Ontology annotation, biological process: negative regulation of transcription by RNA polymerase II. Gene Ontology annotation, molecular function: DNA-binding transcription repressor activity, RNA polymerase II-specific. The transcript has 4 exons. Bases 463 to 2601 code for a protein of 712 amino acids. NCBI's taxonomy places the organism in Eukaryota, Metazoa, Chordata, Mammalia, Artiodactyla, Cervidae.